AUGUCAACUGCAUCAAGUGCUAUAUUAAAAUAUAUUGCUCUCGGUGCAUCUGAUGCUGUUGGUGUAGGAACAUUACAACCAACAAAAGAUGGUUGGGUACCAAAACUUGCUUCUUUAGUCAAUGCACAACAAACAAUGAAUCUCGGUCGUAGCGGAUCAACACUUCGUGAUGCUAUGAAGGAACAAUUACCAAAAGUAUUAGAUCAAAACCCAAAUAUAAUCACAAUUUGGUUAGCUGUUAAUGAUUUUAAUCAACAAGUUUUUAAUCCAUCAAUAUUAACAAAUUAUAAAUCAGAUUUAAAUAAAAUGUUAUCUCAAUUACGAACAAAAUUAACUAAAGAUACUCGAAUACUUGUUGGAAAUAUACCUGAUUUAUCGCAAGUUAAUAUUUAUGCAUCAUUUGGUAUACCAAAAGAACUUCUUAGUGUGCGAGUUAAAGAAUGGAAUGAUGCAAUCAAUGAUAUUGUACAAAAAAAUCAAUGUGAAUUAGUAGAUUUAUUUGCAUAUUGGAAAGAAUUAGCUUCACAUCCAGAAUAUAUAUCAUUCGAUGGAUUUCAUCCAUCUUCUGAUGGAUAUACUCGACUUGCCGAAAUAUUUUAUCAACAAUAUUCAAAAAAAUAA
Molecule: messenger RNA, 621 nt
Organism: Adineta steineri
Lineage: Eukaryota; Metazoa; Rotifera; Eurotatoria; Adinetida; Adinetidae
Source: the annotation of a GenBank genome assembly